AUGAUAAAAAUAAUACCGCUUGGUGCAGGUCAAGAUGUUGGACGUAGCUGUAUUCUUAUAUCCAUUGGUGAUGAUAGUACAGGAAUAAAAAAUUUAAUGUUUGAUUGUGGAAUGCACAUGGGAUACAAUGACGAAAGAAGAUUUCCGGAUUUUUCAUAUAUUUCUAAAACAAACCGAUUCACAGAACAAUUAGAUUGUAUUAUAGUAAGCCAUUUUCAUUUGGAUCAUUGUGGUGCUUUGCCAUAUUUUACUGAAAUGUGUGGAUAUGAAGGACCUAUUUUUAUGACACAUCCAACUAAAGCUAUUUGUCCCAUUUUACUUGAAGAUUAUCGAAAAAUUACUGUUGAAAGAAAAGGAGAAACGAAUUUUUUUACAUCUCAAAUGAUUAAAGAUUGUAUGAAGAAGGUUACUGCUGUCAAUCUUCAUCAAACAAUUAAAGUUAAUGGUGAUGAUGAUUUGGAAAUUAAAGCAUUUUAUGCUGGACACGUUUUAGGAGCGGCUAUGUUUUAUGUACGAGUAGGUACACAAUCAGUAGUUUAUACUGGUGAUUAUAACAUGACUCCUGACCGACAUUUGGGUGCAGCAUGGAUCGAUAAAGUACGUCCAGACUUGUUAAUAACAGAAUCAACUUAUGCCACAACUAUUCGCGAUUCUAAAAGAACACGUGAGCGUGAUUUUUUGAAAAAAGUUCAUGAUUGUGUCACACAAGGAGGCAAAGUUCUUAUACCAGUCUUUGCUCUUGGACGUGCUCAAGAACUUUGUAUCUUAAUUGAAACAUAUUGGGAGAGAAAUAAUCUUAAUGUACCCGUAUAUUUUUCUGCUGGUAUGACCGAAAAAGCCAAUGAUUAUUAUAAACUUUUUAUUAAUUGGACAAAUGAGAAAAUAAAAAAUACUUUUGUUCAACGAAACAUGUUUGAUUUUAAACAUAUCAAACCUUGGGAUAGACAAUAUUUGGAUUUACCAGGUCCUGCAGUUUUAUUUGCUACUCCUGGUAUGUUACAUAUUGGUACAUCUUUGGAAGUCUUUAAAAAGUGGGCACCAUAUCCAGAAAAUAUGGUAAUAAUGCCUGGAUAUUGUGUAGCAGGUACUGUUGGAGCUAAAGUUCUUAAUGGGGAUAAAGAAAUUUAUAUAGAUGCAUAUAAUAAGAUAAAUGUAAAGUUACAAGUAAAAAAUUUAUCAUUCAGUGCACAUGCAGAUGCUAAGGGAAUUUUACAACUUAUAAAGCAAUGUGAUCCAAAAAAUGUAAUGUUAGUUCAUGGAGAAAAAGCAAAGAUGGAAUUUUUACAGGAAAAAAUUAAACGAGAAUGUCGAAUACCAUGUUAUUCACCAGCUAAUGGAGAAACAACAAUUAUUGAUACACCACUUUCUAUACCAGUUGAUGUUUCUGUUGAUUUACUUAAACGUCAUUUAACAGCACAAAAACUUCCUUUACCCACAUCAGAUGAUAAAAUUGAUAUCACAAAGAUCAAACCAGUGAAUGGAAUUCCUAUACAAGGUAUUUUGACGAUGGAACCUGAUCAAAUACCAAAAUUAAUGGAUGUAAACGAAGCGAUAAGGGAUACAAAUUUACCAUUACGUGAGUUAACAUUUGAAUUUAUUAAAUCAUUUGAUCCGAAUAAGAUUGAUACUUCAACUCGAACUGAUAUUCGCACUCAAGCUUUGGAAAAUGUAUAUGAAAAAGUGAGAAAAGCUCUUAAAGAUGAUGUGAAUGAAGUUGAAAUAAUUAAGAAUUCAUCACAGAUAAAAAUAAGAAGCAUGUUAAUAAGAAUAUCUGAUAAAAAUUCCAACUCUUUUAAUAUUUCAUGGAAUUAUAAAGAUGAGAAUUUGGCGAAUUAUGUGAUGUCAAUAAUUGAUAAUAUUCUUCCUGAAUGA
This is a messenger RNA of Rhizophagus irregularis DAOM 181602=DAOM 197198, 1872 nucleotides long. RefSeq names its product Integrator complex subunit 11. Gene Ontology annotation, biological process: snRNA processing. Gene Ontology annotation, cellular component: nucleus. Gene Ontology annotation, molecular function: RNA endonuclease activity. The record is from RefSeq and is a predicted model, not a curated record. Lineage: Eukaryota; Fungi; Glomeromycota; Glomeromycetes; Glomerales; Glomeraceae.